GACAACACAAGGCGACUGCUUUAUAAACGCCUGCUUGCUUUUUAAGGAAGGAGCCAGCGAACAGCUCUCCGUAUCACUGGCUACACUCUUAAAUAAUGUAUAAGCGGCAGUGGAACUUUUGUCCUUGCUCUCUUUAAAAUUUGAGCCUGCUAUUAUUAUUAUUAAUUUUUUUUCUAUUUAAUAUUUAAACAGAUAAAUAGUACAGCGCCUCGCAUAGGUUCCGUCUUAACAGGCCUAGACAAGUUAAGAAUGAAUAUGCAAAUAUAUUCACUUGAAACGAACUUUUAAUUCCUGGAACCUGAUAUCAUUGCUUUAGAAUUCCCUGAAUUUCCAGUUUUAGUUUAAAGCUGACGCAGGAGUUAUACAGCCGACAUAAAGGAAUUGAACGAAUCUACCACUUUAAACUGUCGUUUUCCCGGGGAAAAAAAAAAAGCCCAAAACGAAAUGAACAAUUAUUUUUAAUCACGUGAGUCAUUUACAAUAACCCAAACAGAGUUACCUGCCUUUGAAAUCUACAAUAUUUAAAGACUUUGUUGUUUUGAUGAAAUCAUGCAGCUUGGAAUUGGUUAUUUCUUACUUCUGUUAUAUACCGUAUGGGCUGAUGAUUUAGCUACUCUUAGACUGGUCAACCUGGUUUACCGACAUGGCGAUCGUUCUCCCAUCGAUUCAUUUCCCACAGAUGUGCACAAAGAAGACAGUUGGCCCCAAGGAUUUGGAUGGCUGUCUAACAUUGGGAAGCUGCAGCAAUAUCAUCUUGGAAAAUUCUUAAGGCAGAGAUACGAUGGAUUUUUAAAUCAAACAUACAUUCAUGAUGAGAUCAGCGCUCAGAGUUCUGCCGUGCAGCGCUGUUUGAUGAGUGCGUAUUCUAACCUUGCUGGUCUCUACCCGCCUGAAGGAGGACAGAUUUGGAAUUCCAACAUCAGUUGGCAACCGAUUCCUGUCAGUAUGAUUCCUACCGAAGAGGAUAAUAUAUUACAGAUUUCCAAGGCUUGUCCCCGAUACGACAAGUUGAAGGAACAGGAAUUGAAAACACACGCAAUCAAGGAAGAAGAGAAGAAAAAUAAACCCUUCUAUGAGUUUCUUAGUCGGGUCACUGGUGGUCCCAAAGAAAACAUCAGUUAUGUUUGGAUGCUGGCUGACACUUUAAUUUGCGAGGGUCAUCACAAUUUCAGUAAGCCAUCCUGGUUAAAUGAAACCGUUUACAAUAAGCUCAUUGAUCUUAAUACCUUGUCAUUUACACUUCUCUUCGGAACCCCUGAAAUGGCUCGAUUGAAAGGAGGUCCUCUGCUGCAAAAAAUGUUGAACAAUAUGCAGAAAAAAAUCCACUCAAAACCAGAUUUCAAGACAAAACUCUUCAUGUAUUCAGCUCAUGAUAAGACUGUUGCGGCUUUGAGUCAUGCUAUGAAGAUCUUCAACCACGUCCUGCCUCCUUAUGCAUCCACAUUGAUUCUUGAACUUCAUCAAAACCAAGAGAAUAACUACUUUGUCCGCAUCCUUUACAAAAAUACGACUGCAGAUUUAUACAAUUACAUGCAACCACCCACACACCUGAAAUUGAAAGAUUGCCCCUUGGACUGUCCUUUUGAAAUGUUUGUAGAACUUACAAAAGAUGCCAUCCCAACAGAUUGGGUGAAAGAAUGCCAAAUUCCUGCAUUAUUUGAAACAUGGUUCUGGAUAAUGGUCAUCUCAUUCUGUCUGCUAUGCCUCCUGCUGGUCACACUCUUCUGGUUCCAUAUGCAAAGGAAACACAAAAAAGAUAAAUACACUUCCUUACUUAAUGACGAUUCAGAAAUGAAUUAUUCCAGUAAUUGAAAGAAAGGAACAAGCACACAAAAAAAAAAACAACCAAAAAGACCCACAAACAU
Messenger RNA from Octopus bimaculoides (California two-spot octopus), 1865 nucleotides. RefSeq names its product prostatic acid phosphatase. Gene Ontology annotation, molecular function: phosphatase activity. NCBI's taxonomy places the organism in Eukaryota, Metazoa, Mollusca, Cephalopoda, Octopoda, Octopodidae. The record is from RefSeq and is a predicted model, not a curated record. Gene Ontology annotation, biological process: dephosphorylation.